Molecule: messenger RNA, 435 nt
Organism: Saxophila tyrrhenica
Lineage: Eukaryota; Fungi; Ascomycota; Dothideomycetes; Mycosphaerellales; Extremaceae
Exons: 2
Coding region: 1-435 (144 amino acids)
Source: RefSeq, a predicted model, not a curated record
AUGUCUGGAAAAUCAACCCCCAGCGCAACAGCCACUUCAGACAGAGGGAGCGGGCCCUAUCAGGACCAGCUCGUCAGUAAGCCGAUGUACCCUCACCUCCAGACCGACUACCAACUGAUGCGCAACGCAGACCUUUGCCAACAGCACAACGUUCGGCUUCCAGAUUACCAAAUCGUCUCAGACAAACGAGGCGGGCGCACUGCUUGGAGCUGCAAAGUCUUCGUCUGCGGCCUACAGGUCGACGCCCGCUUCUGGUAUGACGGGGAACGCGCCAACCAGUCCCGCGAGGAUGCUUCUGAAGAGGCACUUGUGAGGCUCGGUGCGAUCUCUCGAUCGGGUGUGAGUCCUUCUCAGGCUUUACAGGCGGCUCAGCAGGCCGGCCAGUCUGGCAAUCAGCAGCAGCAACGGUCAUACGCACCAACCAGGGGUCGAUGA